GCGAGUGUCGACAGAGCCAGCAGCAGCUGCCGGGGCGCGUUCACACUCACACACACACAGCCCCACCACGUGUGCACGGGGCCCGCCCGCUCCUCCGCUGCUGACACCCGAGCACAGAGCGCCCGAGACACAGCAGCAGCAGGAUGGUGGUGCUGCUUCUCCCUCACGGGGGCGGCCACUGCUGUGCGGCCACGGCCGUCAACAUCAUGCUGGGGGUCUUCCACGUCUUGCUGCCCUGCUUUCGACAGGGAGGGGGGCAAGUGAUCGAGCCUGUCCCCAGCAUGGUGGAACUGUGGCAAGCCGAGGACGCUGAGCUCAUGCUUCCUACUCAGACUGAUUCCGAUCAGAACACAGAGGAACAUUUGCAGCAACAAAAGUGA
Messenger RNA from Pseudophryne corroboree (corroboree frog), 380 nucleotides. RefSeq names its product transmembrane protein 131-like. Bases 144 to 380 code for a protein of 78 amino acids. NCBI's taxonomy places the organism in Eukaryota, Metazoa, Chordata, Amphibia, Anura, Myobatrachidae. The record is from RefSeq and is a predicted model, not a curated record. The transcript has 4 exons.